AUGUUGAAAACCUUUGUGUUAAUGUGUGCAGUUUGUGUAGUGUUCAGUGCACCCCGUCCCUAUGAUAUUGGAUAUGGAUACAACUCGUAUCCAGCAGCAUCCAGUUACGUUAAAAGAUACGAUUACUAUGGGUCACCCUAUGAAUAUGGAGCUUAUGAUUCGGGAUAUGAUUCCGGAUACUUGGACGGUGACUAUGGAUAUGGUGGAUAUGGCGGAUAUGGAGGAUAUGGUGGAUAUGGUGGAUACAACACAUUAGGGUAUCCUUACAAAAAAGGAUAUGGUAGUUACUACGGAGGCAAUGGGUAUCUUUCAAAAUCGUACUUUUGA
This is a messenger RNA of Brassicogethes aeneus, 327 nucleotides long. The record is from the annotation of a GenBank genome assembly. NCBI's taxonomy places the organism in Eukaryota, Metazoa, Arthropoda, Insecta, Coleoptera, Nitidulidae.